Molecule: messenger RNA, 2667 nt
Organism: Nematostella vectensis (starlet sea anemone)
Lineage: Eukaryota; Metazoa; Cnidaria; Anthozoa; Actiniaria; Edwardsiidae
Product: protein BZZ1
Exons: 21
Coding region: 10-2061 (683 amino acids)
Biological process (GO): positive regulation of protein localization to plasma membrane; skeletal muscle contraction; positive regulation of voltage-gated calcium channel activity
Cellular component (GO): extrinsic component of cytoplasmic side of plasma membrane
Molecular function (GO): protein binding
Source: RefSeq, a predicted model, not a curated record
GAGUACAACAUGUUUGGUGUGGAACUGUUUAUAAGUGCGAAACUUGUAAAUAUGGCGGCUGUGAGGGGUGGAACUCUGCGAGAGAUGGUCGACCCUUCGGCCAACGAAACCCUCAAGUCGAAUUCACACAGCUGCGUCAAAAUAUUGAAAACAGCUGGAGAAUUUGUCUCCAAAAUUUGUGCUGUCAAGGAACAAUGUGCUAACCAACUUCUUUCUGUUGUGGAGACAUUCAAAAGAAAAAGUGCUGAGAUGAAGAAAGAAAGAGGUGCCCUAAGCAGUGCAAUGAGUUUAUGGGAGACUCUUCUUUUGGAAUACGAAACAGAAGCCCAGGAUAUGUUGAAGUUAUGUUCAAAGCUAUCAAAGGACAUUAGCAAGUCGCUCUCUGAUGAGGCCAGUAAACGCAAAGCUCUAUAUAAAAAGAUAUUCACAUUCCGUGAAGCUGGAGAGGCUAGAAUAUCAAAAGCUGAUGAUGCAAGGGCAAAGUGCCAUAGAGACUACUGUGAGGCAUGCGCAAAGCUUGCCAAGGUCCAGAACUCUGCUGACCAGUCUAAAGAGGGAAAGCAAGAACACUACAUCACAAUGUGUCAUAACGCACACAAUUCCUACGUUCUCCAACUGAGUGCUGUUAACGGCAUGACUGAUGUGUUUUAUACAAAGACACUCCCUCAAAUGCUUGACGACUUGCAAGCCAUACAAGAAGAAACUGCCAUGGCAAUGUCAGCGACCUUUAAGAAUUGUGCAGAGAUUGAACGGCAGAACCACGACGACAGGAGCAAGAGGCUUCAGAGUUUUGAAGGGAUGUUCGAAUUGGUCAAUAGCUCACAGGAUAUCGAGAACUUUGUGAAAACCAAUAACCCUGGUCAAUUUACUCCACCCAAGAAAUUGUUUGAAAAGCCUGAAGACGGGACAGUGGUGUCUGUCCCUGAUGGAAAACUAUCAGUUCAUGCCUUAACAGAAACAGUACUGAAGCGUAAAUACAUAACGUUAUAUAAAAAGUUUAGGAACCUCUCAGACGAUGUAGAAAAAGAACGACACGCUAUUAUCUCAGUUUCUGGACUUAAAGACAGCUAUUCGAAGAAUCCGUCCUAUGGGCGGGCAGAUACUGUGGACGCCAACCUCUUGGAACAAAAGAACGAAAUGAGAUUGAAAGAGAUGUAUAAAGAAAUCACAAAUGACCAGUUAAGUCUAUUCACGCCAGACGUCAUGACCAAACUGAGCGUGAGUGACGUGGACUUGCAAGACGAGGAGUAUGAUGAUGAUGAGAGCCUGACAAAUAUUUACGACAAGAGACAAAGUGUGAUCACAUCAGCCAUGGCCAAACCCAAGACAACGCGUGCGGCCAAGCAUGAGUUUGUAGAACACAACUUCAGAAAACCACAGUUCUGUUACUACUGCAAUAAGCUUCUUAAAGGGUUCAUCAAACAGGGCGUCAAGUGUAAGAACUGUAAGAUGGGAGUGCAUCACAAAUGCCAGGAGAAUGUACCAGCGUGUAGAGGCAGUCCACUUGUAGGGAAAUCAAAAAGUAGAACCCUACCCACAAAGCCAGCUUAUUUGGAUACAGAGUUCGACUCUGAUGAUAGUAUGUCGUACAGUGACAUCGAUGAAUCUACAACCCCUCCCGUUCGUCGGAAAUCCUUCGGCUCUCGUGGCAGAUAUCAAGACGAUCUCUAUGACACGGCGGAGGAAUGUCUCAGUAGCGUGGGCAGCAGAACGUUUGGAGUGGCCCUGUAUGACUACGCCGGUGAAAACGAUGGUGACAUGCCUUUGAGGGCUGGCGACCGGAUUGAAAUCAAGAGUACCGCGGAUGAUAGUUGGUGGGAGGGAAAACGUGGUGACCUGACUGGAUAUUUCCCGGCUUCAUAUGUACAGGUCAUAUCCAAAGACGAAACCAUCUUGAGAUGCUUAUUUGACUUCGCGGGUCAGGAGAAGGAUGAACUUAGUGUCGUAGCCAAUCAAAUUCUGGUGCAAGUUCGGGACGAAGGCAAUGGAUGGAUUAUCGGAAGAACGGGGACCGUGGAAGGUGCGAUCCCCAGCUCGUACGUGGAAAUAGUGACACAAUGAUCCCUCGCCUUUCAGUAUAGUCUACCGAUUUAUUCACCUGUUACACGGUGAUCCCUAAUCUUUUAAUCUAGUCUACCGGUUUAUUUACCAGCGACACAGUGAUCCCUCGCCCUUUACUCUAGUCUACCGAUUUAUUUACGAGUGACACAGUGAUCCCUCGUUAGUUACUCUAGUUUACCGAUUAAUUUACACAGUGAUCCUUGUUGGUUACCCUAGUCUACCAAUUUAUUUACCAGUGACACAGUGAUCCUUGUUGGUUACUCUAGUCUACCAAUUUAUUUACCAGUGACACCUCGAUGGUUACUCUAGUCUACCAAUUUAUUUACCAGUGACACAGUGAACAGUCGCAAAAAUAUCUAAUUGUAACUAAAUUUGUUCACCAACCAAAAAACAUGAUAAUUAAUUUUUUUAAAUUAACUUUUUUACUUCUAUUUAAUAUAGCAAGGUUGGGUUUUAGAAAUAUAUAAAUGAAAUAGCACAUGUUCGAAAAGUAAAAAAAAAACGAAAACGUUGGAGAAAUAGAAAGUUGAAUUGAACAAAUCAUAUUGUUAAAAAAACAUGUAUAAUUGUAAACAAUUAUAUAAAAAUAAAAAUCUAAUAUUUGCU